Maniola jurtina (meadow brown) is the source of this 1577-nucleotide messenger RNA. Its product is annotated as KRAB-A domain-containing protein 2-like. NCBI's taxonomy places the organism in Eukaryota, Metazoa, Arthropoda, Insecta, Lepidoptera, Nymphalidae. Bases 297 to 1544 code for a protein of 415 amino acids. The record is from RefSeq and is a predicted model, not a curated record. The transcript has a single exon.
AUAAAUAAAAAUUCAGUUCACUAUUAAGCAUACUCUGAGCAGUAUAGAAAAUGGUUGAUUACAGUCCAGUAAUUGUAUACAGUUGAUUUGUUUAUAACAAAGUUAACAGUCAGUUUCAAGCAUUGGUUUAUUAAGUUUAGGGUUGUAGUUCAGAAAUAUUACUUGCUUGCUUAGAUCCAAUGAAGUGGUAGAUAAUCAACUGUUUUUUUUUUUGUUCCGUGAGUUUUAGUUUAAUAUUUCAAUAACAGCUAGUGUUUAAAGGUGGUUAGAUGUUUACAAUUUUAUUAUAAGCUGAAAUGGCUGAUUUGCAUGAAAACGAAGCUUUUAAUUACGAAGAAAGUAAAAUAAAAUAUUUUGAAGAAAUUUUACAAAAGCGAAGCAAAAUCAAAUACUUCCCUUAUGACGAAGAAAGUAAGAAAGAAUUUAUUUUAUUUGUUAAAUCUAAAAAGAAACCCUACUAUAUGAAAUUUGAUACCAUUAAAAGCAGUAAUAAUGAUGAAUUACUUAUUUUAAAGAGAAGGAUUCCUGGCGAUCCUAUAACGGAAGUACUACCAGUAACAAAAUGUUUUGACGUCAUGGCGGAAAUACAUUUGCUUGAACGCCAUGCUCUCUCUAGCGAAAUGGCGGCAAAAUUAAAAUUGAUCUAUCACAUCUCACCGAUUGUUAUAUCCAUUUUUGUAAGAACCUGUAACGUGUGUCAGUCUAAAUACCACUGGAAUGUAAAGAUUUCAAAUUAUACUCCCCAAUUUUCUGUUCUAUGUAAAAUAAUACGAUUAUAUUCCGAUCCUGAUAACAGAUUCUCCCAUAUUAUAAUUUAUGUUGACACGGUGAGCAAUUAUGUUCUGAUUAGACCUACGUACUCAGAAGACGUUUAUGUAGUUGCUUAUGAACUGUUGAAAAUAUUUCUUGAUUUUGGAUUGCCAGAAAACUUAAUAGUUGGCGAUAAAGAUGCAUUUUACACAACUAUAAUGGAAAUUUUGGAAUCUACAGACGUAUUUCCAAGUUUGCCAAGUGUAAUACGGAAAAAAAAUAUUUAUAGACUCGAUUGGGCAUCACAAACAACUACUUUACUUAUAACAUCAUGGAUGAGGACACGAAACAGUCGCAAUUGGGCUAUUGGUUUGAAAGAAAUACAAUGGCAUUUGAAUAAUUUAGUGGACUUUAAAAUAUUAAAUUCAAGAAAACUGACAGAUGGCACUAAUUCACCAUUCAAUGCCCACUUUGGUUUUAUACCAAAUCAUAAUGUCAUUAAAACGACUGAAGAACCGAGAAUGGUUGUACCUGUUCAGCCAAUAAAACCUAAAACGAAACCCAUAAAUACUUUUGAAAGCAGCUGCUUGAAAUGCGGUAAAAAGAUUUAUGAAAUAUAUUAUAGAAGCUGUGUAAUAUGCAAAAGAAAGUGCCAUUUUGAUUGCUGUGUUAUAAAUGUGGUUGAACCGUCACCGGGUGUUCGCAACUUAGAAGCAACGUGCGAUCCGUGCGAGGAAAGGAAAAAUAAAUUAGAAAGAAACCCGAAGCUAUUAACCCUAUUACUUAACCCUUAAUAAAAUUAGAAAUCUAAUAACAUGUAACCGUCA